Molecule: messenger RNA, 3218 nt
Organism: Ipomoea triloba (trilobed morning glory)
Lineage: Eukaryota; Viridiplantae; Streptophyta; Magnoliopsida; Solanales; Convolvulaceae
Product: TMV resistance protein N-like
Exons: 9
Coding region: 18-1763 (581 amino acids)
Source: RefSeq, a predicted model, not a curated record
UGAUUGUAAAUUCUAAUAUGUUAAAGAAUGUGGUUUUGAGUACGGAAGUAUUCACAAGGAUGGUAAAUUUACGAAUACUCAUAUUAGAUGGUGUGGUUCUUAGAGGAUCUUUUAAAUAUUUCUCCAAUGAGCUUAGACUUUUUAGGUUGCGUAACUGUCAAUUGAUGAGUCAUAUUCAAUCGGAUUUUCCUUGUGCGAGACUUGUUGAGUUAGACUUGAGCAAGAGUAAUAUCGAAGAAUUUCAACCCAAUAUGCAGCAUUUUGUACGUUUGAGGAUGUUAAAGCUCGAUGGUUGUAAACAACUUAAGAGUACACCAGACUUUACUGGGGCACAAAGUCUUCAGGAAAUAUCCUUCUUUGGUUGUUUAAAUUUGGCGAAUGUGCACUCAUCAAUUGGAAGUUUGGAAAAGCUUGUUAGGUUAAAUUUGAGGAAAUGCAAGAAAUUGAAGGUGCUUCCAACUAGCAUUUGCAAGUUAAAAUCUCUUGAGGAGUUACUUUUAUGUGGUUGCAAGAAUCUGAGGGAGCUUCCAAUUGACAUUGGAAAAUUAGAGCAACUAAGACAAUUACGAGCUCAAGAGACUGGUAUCUCACAUUUACCCUUUUCUUUGGGAUGUUUGAGAAACCUAGAGUACCUGCGGCUGGGAAAUCUUGUGGGUUCAGUAGCUGUUGAUUUUUUACCAUCUUCAGCUGCGAAUUUAUGCUCAUUGGACAGUCUGACAGUGAAUUUCAACAAAUUGCAGCAAGUAGUUAUAAAUUUUCCAAUUGCUCUUUGGAGUUUGACCUCAUUGAGAAAUUUAAGUUUAGAAGGAAUUCGGCAUCUUGAAAGCCCAUUGUUGGACCUUUCUCAUCUCUCCAAUUUGAAAGGGCUCUAUCUCAAGGAUUUACAAAAUCUUAGAGCACUUUUAAAACUUCCACCUAGUUUGAUAAUUUGUCAUGUAGUAAAUUGUGAGUCAUUAGAAAAAAUAUCAGAUAUAUCAAACUUGAGAAGUCUUUACGAGUUGAAUAUUGUGGAGUGCAAAAGUUUGAUUGAGUUUUCAGGCUUAGAGAGUCUUAAAUACUUAACAUCACUUGCGAUAGGACAGCUCAAUGCUAUGCAUGAAUGCUUACAAAUCUCUCUUGAGCUUUCAAUAUUGAAGAGCCUUACAUAUGUUGAGAUAAGAAAGUGCAGUGCUUUGAGGAUUCCUUCCAUUGAAAAUUGGUUCCAGGCACAUUGUAAAGGUAAUACUGUCCCGAUUUCGCUUGAUGUCAUCGGACAAGAUUAUGUAUGUUGCAGUAUUCCAAGACUUUAUUUGAGGCAUACGUCAUCCUUGGAAAUCGUGAACAAUGUUUUUGGUUGUAAUGUUGAGUUUGAUGGAGUUGGAGUUAGUGUGAGAAGCAAAACCACUGGUGCUUGGAUCGUAAAGGAACCUCCGAAACAUAUUAAUAUUAAUGAGUUUGAAAAAAUUGAAUUUGAGGUGGGAACAAGGAUUGGAGAAGUAUUGGAGGUGUAUGCUCAUUUGUAUCUUCUGCAGAUGGAGAAGAUGCUGCUUUGUUUAUUUGAAAUACAUAGAAACGAAGAUGGAGAAGUGCGUUUCUUUCCAUCCACAAGAGACUUGGAAGAAAUUGAUGAUGGAACAACAGACAAUGUCGAUGGAUGUUUGGGUAGUUCACGUCAAAAUGAAAAUAGAUUAAUGAUAGAAGAAGGGCAGAAUGGUUGGAGCAGGAGCAGCAUUGUUUGGGAGUUUAUCCUAAAGUGUUUUUGUUGGGAUGAACAAGGAAGAUGAACAUUAUUAGUACGUACACCUACUUUGAGGAUUCCUUCAAUUCGAUCAAUUAUAUUGAAAAGCACGCAGGUUCUGAAGAAUGAAGAUGAUAGUUUACAGAUUUGCUUCAGCUGGGCUUGGGGUCCGGCCCUUUAUACUACAAUUUUCCAAUACCUUUGGGGUAUGCAUGGCAUGAACAAACAAGGCUUUCCAUCCACAAGGGGAUGGAUUCCUCCAUCCAUGUUCAUGAACCCCAUAAACACGGUUAGAAAAUGCUUAAAUUCUGACUACUUUUUCGACCGCUCACAAAAAUAGUCGAAAAAAGUAACAUUUUUCUAAUUUUUUUUGUCAAAAAGAUCUUCAUCCCCUUAGCCGCGCACACCUAGUUCUUUGCCGUCAAAGUCGCUCGUCGCUACGCCAGGCUCUGGUGUCUAUACUUCUAUUACUCAAAUCUUAAACCCUAAUCCCUAAAUUCCUAAUUUCAUUUAUCCCUAAAUCAUAAUUUCAUUAAGCCCUAAAUUCUUAAGAUAAAGGUUAGUGAAUAGUGAAUAACACCUUCCUAUAUGUUUUUCAUAUAAAUUCUUUUAACCUUCCAACCCCAUAGGUUAAUGAAUUUCUUGCUGGUGCUGGUACUGAUGCCCAUGAUGUUGAUGAGGAAAAUGGUUUUUCUAGACCUUCGAUGAGUUAUGAUGAUAUAUAUGUGGCCUAAGACUCUCCUGGAGACUUCAGAAAUGGAGAUUGAAAGGCCUCUGCAAAGACAUGAUGGUAUGCUUGAACACAAUGAGACACACUCUAGAUGGCCUGAACUUGCCCUGAAGUUAAAGAUGAAAAUGGCCCAAAAUCGAAGCUGAUUUUGAUUUUGUAGUGUUUGAGUGUGCUGAAAGACAAGGAAGAAACUAAGGUGGAGCUGUACAGGUAUUGUUUGGCCUGUUUAGUUCAAGAAAAGAAGGCAUUGUAAUGUCGACGUAAUGUAAUGUCGGAGUAAGGAUUGGGAACCACGUACCCUUGGUUUCUUGAAAUGUAAUGUCGAUGCUGCUAUCCAUUCCACUAGUGCGACCUUUGGUGCGGUUCUUCGUGACCAUGAGGGUCUCUCUGUGGCGGCGCUAACUGGGCAACUGCAUUGUUCUCAGGAUCCCUAUCUAGCAUAAGCUUUGGCUGUGAAGGAGGCGCUUUCAUCGAUCAAGUCGCGUCCGGAGAAUAGAACUUUUAUGGAAUCAAACUGUCUAAAUUUUUGUUCAAAUUUUAAUUCUGUUAGACAAGAUUUUUCUAUUGUUGGUUUAGUUACUAAGUAGUGUUGUUUGAUUGCUUGUGACAUUCGGAACGGUUUGGUUCGUCAUGUCAAUAGGUCAACGAAUCAUGUGGCUCAUGUGUUAGCACGGACAACUGAUUCUUCCUUUGUCAUUAGGGUGUGGGAGUCUAUCCCACCUAGUUGUAUUUCGCAAUUGGUUUUGAUAUAAGGUAUUCCUUUGAUUUUUA